Rhodotorula toruloides NP11 is the source of this 2385-nucleotide messenger RNA. RefSeq names its product ATP-dependent rna helicase dhx8. Gene Ontology annotation, molecular function: RNA binding; ATP binding. The record is from RefSeq and is a predicted model, not a curated record. The coding region runs from base 1 to 2385 and encodes 794 amino acids. Gene Ontology annotation, cellular component: catalytic step 2 spliceosome; intracellular anatomical structure. The transcript is spliced from 13 exons. NCBI's taxonomy places the organism in Eukaryota, Fungi, Basidiomycota, Microbotryomycetes, Sporidiobolales, Sporidiobolaceae.
AUGAGCACCGCUACCGAGCUACCCAAAUUCAUCACGUCUCCACGCGACCCGCCACAACCGGAGACGCCUCCCCCGGCGACUUGUCGACGACGUUCUUCCCCACUUCCGCCCUCCUCAGGUCCCGCGCCGCCUACCAGCCCUCCCCGCGCUAGGGUGGCCGCCCGCACCAGAUUCCCCUCUGCAACCGCUUCACCGCACAAGCUCGACUCGCUCAAGCGCCCACCGCCCAACGGCACGGCAGGGUCGCCCGCGCCGCCAAAGAAGCGCAAACUCGUCGUAUUCGACGAAGAAGCCGAGCAGGAGGCAAAUGAGCAGCAGAAGCGCAAGGCGAAGGAGGAGGCGCAGCGACUCAGGCCAGAGAGGGAGAAGCUGCCAGUCUUCCAAGGCAAGGACGCCAUCCUGAAGGGGAUCGCGGACAACGACACGGUUAUCGUGCUUGCCGAGACGGGUUCCGGAAAGACGACUCAAAUACCGCAAUACAUCCUCCGCUCCGACACCCCCUGCUCCGGUCCUCGCAUCGUCUGCACCCAGCCCCGCCACGUCGCCGCCAUCUCCCUCGCCCAGCGCGUCUCCGCCGAAUGCGGCACCCAAACCGGCGGACUCGUCGGCUACACCGUCCGCUUCGACAACAAGACGAGUCGUACCACGCGCUUGACGUACGCGACGGACGGUGCGCUGUUGGCGGAGAUGCUGGGCGACCGCGACCUCGAGGCGUACGAUGUUGUCGUGCUCGACGAGGCGCACGAGCGCAGCUUACGGACCAACAUGUUGAUGGGAUUCCUGAAGGACAUUCAGAAGCGGCGGAAGGAGAGGGUGCGCGUGUGGAAGGCGGAGCAGGCGAAGUCGAAGGGAAAGGCGAAGGCGAACGGGGUUGUCGCGAACGGCGAGGCGGAUGGGAAGAAGGGCACCGACGAGCGGGAUCCGACGGAGUUGAAGAUUGUCGUCAUGUCGGCGACGAUCGAUGCGAAGCGCUUCAGCGACUUCUUCGACCGAGCCCCCGUCCUCUACGUCGCCGGUCGACAGCACAAGGUCAAGAUUCACUACGCCGAAGAGCCUCAGCCCGACUUUCUCGACGCCGCACUCAAGAUGGUCUAUCAGAUUCACACGCGCUACCCGCCCGGCAGCAUCCUCGUCUUCCUUCCUGGUCAGGAAGAGAUCGAGGGACUGGCGGCGUCAAUCAAGUCGUUCCUGCCCAGCUUGCAGAAGGAAUAUCCGCACGCUGAGGAGCUCCUCGUUACGCCUCUCUACGCCAAGCUCCACGCCGCCGAGCAAGCGAAAGCUUUCCUCCCGUCUCCGCCUCGCACUCGCAAGGUCAUUCUCGCUACCAACAUCGCCGAGACGUCCGUCACGAUUCCGGGCGUCAAAUACGUCGUUGACUGCGGACUCGCGAAGGAGAAGCGGUAUCAUGCGGGAACGGGCAUCGACUCGCUCGUCACGGAGAGCAUCUCGCAGUCGUCGGCGAAGCAGCGCGCUGGUCGUGCUGGUCGUGAAACCGACGGCUUCUGCUUCCGCCUCUACACCGAAGCGACCUACAACGGGCUCGAGAAGCGCUCGCAGCCCGAGAUCCAGCGCGUCUCCCUCACUUUCGCCAUCCUGCACCUCCUCGCUUCCGGCCAAGACGAUGUGUUCAAGUUCAGCUUCAUGGACCCGCCCGACGUCGAGUCAAUCAAGUUCGCCCUCCUCACGCUCAUCGGCCUGAACGCGCUCGACAAGCGCGGCAAGAUCACGCCGCUUGGCCGGCAGAUGGCCCAACUCCCUCUCGACCCCGUCUACGCCCGUGUUCUUGCCGCCUCCUUCAUCGAGGGCUGCCCUCGCGAGAUGAUCGACCUCGUCUCGCUCCUCGGCUCGAAGGACCAGCUCCUCAUCAAUACCAGCUCGACCCGCGACGCCGCCAACGCAGCUCGACAGAAGUUCGUUCACCGCACCGGCGACCACAUGAUGCUGUUCAACAUCUUGCGGGCAUACGAAGAGCUCGACGGCAAGGACGAGCGGAAGCAGUGGUGCAAGGACAACUUCAUCAGCUUCAAAGCGAUGUCAUCGGUCCUCGAUGCGCGGAAACAGCUGCUUGAGCGUGCACAGCGCUUGAAGCUGGGCGAUCCGGAUGCGAGCGCAGGCGACGAGGCGGAGCCGGUCUUGAACGCCCUCAUCGGCGGUCUCUUCGCCAAUACGGCGCUCAGGCAGGAAGAUGGGUCGUAUCGGCAUACGAUGACGAAGCAGCUGGUCGCGAUCCACCACUCCUCGACGCUGCACGGCAAGAAGGCGCCCGCCAUCAUCGACGACGAGCUCGUCUUGACGACCAAGACGUACGCGCGCGGCAUCUCGUCAAUCGAGCCGUCGCAGAUCCGCAGCAAGGCUCCCUCGCUCUUUGGCUCGUCUCUCAAGUAG